AUGCUUCAAUCUCCGUUGGCAGUCCGCACUGAGGUCCCUGAACCACUUGAUCAGGAUCUUCGACAAACACUGUCAUGUCUCAUUCCAACAUUCUUGAAUGCCAUCAAUUACGUCUCACCACCCGAAGUCGAUAAGAAAGCAUUGAGGAUAGCUCUGCUCGAUAGAGCGCUCCAAAGCGGUGUUCAUCUCGAAAUACAGAUCCACAUUGGUCUCUUCACAUGGUUCGGAUUCAUCAUUGAUGACAUGAACGUCGAGCUGGGACUGGACUUGGAGCAAUUCCAGACACGGCUUCUUAUGGGAGAACGGCAACCCUCGGCACUUUUACAGGCUUUUGCCGACGUGCUCAAGUCAACGAAAAGGUAUUACGAUCCCGUUGUUGCCAACUUGAUCGUUCUCUCUGCUCUAGCCUUUGUCAACUCAAACGCCAUGGAGAUUCGUCCCCAGUACCAGACAAUCGUCUUGUCAAAAGAGACAGUCAGCUGGCCCUACUACUUUCGAGACAAAGAGGGCCUUCCAGAAGUGUACACCUACUUCUGCUUCUACAAGGAGAUGUGCCCAGAUAUUGCAUGCUUCCUGCCAGCUGCGCCCGAGAUGGGCAAGUUUAUCAACUUGACCAAUGACAUACUGUCGUUUUACAAAGAGGAAAAGGCAGGUGAAGUCAGGAACUACAUUCACAAACAAGCUUUAAGCUUAAACCAAAGUCCCUUGUCUAUACUAGAAUCCGUCAUUCUGGAAACUGUGGUUGCGUACAACCGCUCCCGGGCAAUUCUGAAGAACAGCCAUCCGUACGAGGGCAUAUGGCACGCCUACGCCAUGGGUUAUGUCGCUAUGCACUUGAACACCCGCCGCUACUACCUUUCCGAAAUAGUUCUGUAG
Molecule: messenger RNA, 876 nt
Organism: Colletotrichum godetiae
Lineage: Eukaryota; Fungi; Ascomycota; Sordariomycetes; Glomerellales; Glomerellaceae
Product: squalene synthase
Exons: 2
Coding region: 1-876 (291 amino acids)
Molecular function (GO): carbon-oxygen lyase activity, acting on phosphates
Source: RefSeq, a predicted model, not a curated record